AUGGCUCCGAUGAUCUUAGUGUUGAAGGGACUGUUCUUGAUGUUUUACUACCAAAAUUUCAGAGCUGUAUCUGAUUCUGACAGCAUGUUCGAAGAAGAGGCAAUAAUGUUGCUAGCCAUAUUGCGCAACAUGCUUGCUCUUGUUGAUGUUCUGAUCACUCCAUCUCUCUCGGAAUACCAUGACCAACCUAAGCCACCCACCACCCCCACUUACAAGCCCCCAUCAGCUCCCGUUAAGAAACCACCACCCCCAAUUUACAAGCCUCCUAUGAUCAAGAAGCCCACACCACCACAAAACAAGCCUCCAACCAAAUUACCACCACCCCAUCAUUACAAACCAAUUGUUCCUCCCAGAGAAUUGAGGAGUCCACCGCCUUAUAAGAAGCCAUCACCGACUCUGCCACCUCCUGUUGUCGCCAAACCACCACCUCAACACAAGCCAACACCAGCUACUGGUCACUAUCCGGGACACCCUCCAUCGAAGAACCCUGAGCACAAGCACAAGCCAGAAGGAAAGGUUGUCCCGCCUCCGACUCCAUAUAAGAAGCCGCCAAGAGCAUACAAGCCGCCGCACAAGCCCCCAACUCCACCUAACCAUUAUUGA
This is a messenger RNA of Rosa chinensis, 603 nucleotides long. Its product is annotated as repetitive proline-rich cell wall protein 2-like. The record is from RefSeq and is a predicted model, not a curated record. The coding region runs from base 1 to 603 and encodes 200 amino acids. Lineage: Eukaryota; Viridiplantae; Streptophyta; Magnoliopsida; Rosales; Rosaceae. The transcript is spliced from 2 exons.